AUGAAAACUGAGACUAUAGUCACCAAAGCAUUCUGGCAAUGUUCAGAAUUUAGUCGCAUUAAUCAGAACGGAUCUUCUGAUACUGUAAACUGGAUUUCAGAGCUAUACAGUAUUCAUAUUAAAGGAUUGUAG
Molecule: messenger RNA, 132 nt
Organism: Nezara viridula (southern green stink bug)
Lineage: Eukaryota; Metazoa; Arthropoda; Insecta; Hemiptera; Pentatomidae
Source: the annotation of a GenBank genome assembly